AUGGCCCCUUCUGCAAUUGACACGCCUACGCAAGUGCUAGGCGAGCUCCCCACACGCCAGGAAAAGGUCUACCCUCCUGCGCGGAUAUUCCCAGUCAAGGAGCUACGCUUCGAGAAGCAUAUUUCUCCCCAAACCGAUGGCAGAGAGAAGGCGCUGGCGCAACCACAAGGUAGCGCUGCCAUAGUCAUCGACAAUGGCUCUUCUGCCGUCAGAGCAGGCUGGUCCUUUGAAUCAGAACCUCGAUUCAACAUACCACCCAUCAUGGCCAAGUACAGAGACCGCAAACUAGGCAAGACAUAUUCCUUUGCCGGUACUGACUGCUACGCCGAUACGACCGCACGCGGACACAUCAGAAACGCAUUCGAGGCCGGGUCAGGCAUCGUCAGCAACUGGGAUGUCAUGGAACAUGUGCUCGACUGGACCUUUCUGAAGCUGGGCCUGAACGACAAUGAAGGCUCCAUAGACAUGCCUAUUGUCAUGACUGAAGCAGUGGCAAACUUGCCCUAUUCCAGGAAAUCCAUGAACGAGAUCAUAUUUGAAUGCUAUGGCGCGCCUUCUCUAGCCACUGGAAUCGACUCUCUCUUCUCUUAUCGCUAUAACAAGGGCCAGACCGGCUUGGUUGUGUCCUCUUCUUAUAGCUCGACACACGUGAUACCCGUCUACAACUCCAAAGCAAUGCUAGCACAAGCAAUAAGGUUGAAUUGGGGUGGCUGGCACGCUGCGGAAUACCUCUUGAAACUCAUACGUCUAAAAUACCCUGCUUUUCCGGGGAAACUCAAUGCCUCACAAGCUGAAAACAUGCUGCGCGACCAUUGCUACGUCUCCAAGGACUACGACAACGAAGUACGAUCGUAUCUCGACUGGACCGGACUCGAGGAUAGAGAUGCAGUCAUUCAAUAUCCUUUCACCGAAGAAGUUAUUGUACAAAAGAGCGAGGAAGAGCUUGCACGCAUUGCAGAGCGCAAAAAGGAGAGCGGACGACGACUUCAAGAACAGGCACAGAAAAUGCGCCUCGAGCGCCUUAUGCGGAAAGAGCAAGAACUCGAGUAUUACAAGCAGCUGCAGGACAAGAUUGCAAAUGCCAAUAAGAAAGAUACGAAGCGACUCCUUGACGGCGACGAGUUGAAAGACGAGGCCCAUCUUGAGCGCAUGAUAAAGGAACUGGAAAAGUCGGUCAAAAAGGCACGCAACAAGGAUCUGGGUAUCGAUGUAGAAGAGGAGCAGGAAGCUCCUGAUUUCAGCCUCUUGGAGGUUCCCGACGAGGAGCUUGACGAGGCUGGAUUGAAAGCCAAAAAGCAGCAACGCUUGAUGAAGUCCAACCACGAAGCCCGAGCUCGUGCCAAGGCCGAGAAGGAAGCCGAAAAAGCUCGCAUCGCCGCCGUAGAACAAGCCGAUAAAGACCGCCGCGACAACGAUCUUGAAGGUUGGCUAGAGGAGAGGCGGGUGGCUCGUGCCGAUGUCUUGCAGCGCAUGAAGGAGCGCGACCGCCUCAAGGCUGACCUGGGCAACCGAAAAUCGCUCGCGUCGCAGAUUCGGAUGAAGUCUAUUGCAAAUCUUGCCUCUGAUGGUCCUCGGGCUAAGCGGCGUAGGGGUGGCGAUGAUGACAACUUUGGUGCCAACGACGAUGACUGGGGUGUCUAUCGGGAUAUUGCGGUUGGACAAGAUGCUAGCGACGAUGAGGAGGGCGAGGAAGAUCUCGAGAGCAACCUCAAAUCUCUCGAAGAUGACCUGCUCCGCUUUGAUGUCAACUUCUCGCACGACGACACGUAUGAGGCACAAAAUGACUGGAGCAGAUCGCUUCUGCACGCCUUUACACGGGGGCCCCGUCCUUUCAUGGGUUCUCAGGCCGAAAUCAAUCAGAUUCACCUAAACGUCGAACGCAUCAGGGUACCAGAAGUCAUUUUCCAGCCCUCAAUCGCUGGCGUAGACCAGGCGGGCCUCAUAGAGAUUGCCGGCGACAUUCUAAACCAGCGCCUCGUCCACAUCCCAACAAUCAACCGCGACGAUUUCUUACGUGAUGUAUUCCUCACUGGCGGUAACACACUAUUCGAAAACUUUGACUACAGAUUGCAGCAAGGCCUAACGGCGCUCCUUCCUGCAGACAGCCCACUCACCCUCCGACGAGCAAAGGACCCUGUACUGGACGCAUGGAAGGGAGCUGCGGAAUGGGUGGGAUCGAGCGGUUACAAGUCAGCCGUGGUCACAAAGGCUGAAUGGCAAGAAAAGGGAGCAGACUACUUGAAGGUAAGUGCCGUCUGA
Molecule: messenger RNA, 2259 nt
Organism: Pestalotiopsis fici W106-1
Lineage: Eukaryota; Fungi; Ascomycota; Sordariomycetes; Amphisphaeriales; Sporocadaceae
Exons: 3
Coding region: 1-2259 (752 amino acids)
Biological process (GO): regulation of DNA-templated transcription
Cellular component (GO): cytoplasm; Ino80 complex
Source: RefSeq, a predicted model, not a curated record